Messenger RNA from Porites lobata, 12119 nucleotides. The record is from the annotation of a GenBank genome assembly. NCBI's taxonomy places the organism in Eukaryota, Metazoa, Cnidaria, Anthozoa, Scleractinia, Poritidae.
ACAGUGUCUAUAAAGUGGGGAAAAGAAAAAUUUGAGAAUGUCGAGUUAAACACAGAUGAUCCUCCUGACGUUUUCAAAGCUCAACUUUUUGCUCUGUCAGGAGUUGCUCCGGAGAGACAAAAAGUCAUGCUUAAAGGAUCGGUUUUAAAGGUACGUUGUGAAAUCAUUCACUGUUAAGCUUUUAAAGUUGUAGGUUUUGUGAUUCAUGUCAUAACAAAGCAUUCGUGUCCAUUUCUCACUGAUUUCUUCAAGUUCAAACACGUGACACCGAUUUUUUUUGAGUAAGCGUAUGUGGAACGUUGUCCAUUUACAUUCUACUCCCCCAGGAUUAGUUCUUUCCGUUCGCAAGAAUAGUUUCUCCUUUACAUGAUCUUGUAGGAUUUAGGUCCGACGAUUGAUGUUGCUCACAUAAUCAUUUUCCCUUGGAGGAAGGGUAUCUGAUAAGUUACCUAUCCCCUGUCUGUCUACAUGUGUGUCUAAUUAUGAUACUUUUAUACCAUAUCGUAAGACCUUAAAUGAUGAACAGCCUAGAAGGUGAAAUUAAUUUUGAUUAAUUCAUUCAUGUAUUUCAUAUUAUUUUAAAAUCCAGGAUAAUGAUCACUGGGGAAACUUCAAGAUAAAGAAUGUAAGUUGCAUUGAUUUUAUUGAAACUAUGAAUAUCUGACUUCAAUGUUUUGAGGAAAAUUUUUCUUUUUUUUUUUUUCAGGGCAUCACACUGCUUAUGAUGGGAUCUGUUGGUGAAUUGCCAAAAGCACCUGCUGAGAAGACAGUGUUUGUUGAGGACAUGACAGAAGCUCAGUUAGCAUCUGCUGUGAGUGUUGUGUAAUCCUUUAAAGGUGAUUUUACAAGGGACGAUUGGCAACAACGAUUUUUAGCGCAACACAGCAUUGCAAUGCUGGAACAGUGUUAUAAACAUUCGAAACAAUGUUGCAACAACGUUUCAAGGCUGUGUUGCGCUGAAAAUCAUCCUUGCAAAUUGUCUCGUGUAACAUCACCUUAAGUCUCUCAAAAGUAACUAAGAUCAAUUUUCUCGUCAGUCCUAUUAUAAAGAAACCUGCAUCAAGUGGAUGCCUUUGGGGACUAGAGAAAUGCUUAUACAGGGUGUCCACGUAACACAGUUUUUAAUAGUUAACAUCAUAUUAGCUGUCAAACAUCAAAUACCAUCCAAAUGAACAGUGAAAACAUUUUGGAUGUCCCAGGGACUAUGGCAUUCGCAUUAUUUAUUUAAAUUUACAAAUCAAAGUAGUGUAAACAUUUAUAACAACUAAAAUUUCAAGAGAAUGUUAUUUAAGGUAUUUAUUCCAGGUACCCCUUCUGUUCAAAUAACGGAUCCACAUACAAAAUCUCCACACUGAUCUCCAUAUAUUUCCCUUAAGAACAAGUUGACAGAAGUUGAUAAAAGAUGAAAGCAUUUUGUCUUUGGUGAUCAUUUUGGUCACGCACUAUUAGCAUUUAAAGGGUUAAUACUCUUGUCCAAAAAGAAUGUCUUAAUUUUUUAAAGACACCUGCAAUAAAUUGUUGUGGCAAAAGCUGAAGGAAUAGACAAUUGCUAAAUGACAGAGGAAGGAACUUUUAAAUUUUUAGGAGCUACAACCAGUUGCAAAAAUGAUGAGACACUCCCACGGAAAAACGACCUUUCUUGCUUCAAAUCGCUCCUGGUCACAGGUCUGUAAAAUAUAAUACUGACCUCCCUCCUCCCUCCCAUUCAAAGUUGUUCCUCCAAGUUUUGAGUAUGGUCUUGUAUUGCUAGCAACUUUGAUAAGGGGUGGAGGGGGGAUCACAAGCACAAGAUCAUGGACAGGCCAUUUAUGCCAAAAUACGGUACAGUGUCUCAAGUACUUUUGCAACUGGUUGUCUCAUUUAAGGUUUACUUCAACAAGCGAUUUCCACGUCUUAAAUUCCCAAAACGAAGACUAUAGCAACAUAAAUACAUAGAAUGACACUUUGUGUUGCUUUUCCUAGCCGAUACAUCAUUGUCAUUGAUAUCAAACUGCCUAAAAAAGCGCUUAAGAAUGUAGUGACUUGUAAAUUUUGCCUCAGUUUUGUUGUAACGCAUGCGCCAUUAUCUACCGUGACAUAGCUUAAAGUUUCGGCGUUGUAAUUAAACUCUGAGAAGCGCGAAUGCAUAAUAACAGCAUAAUUUUCCUUUUCUUGGUAUUUAGAGAUACUAUAGUUGCGAAUAAAGCUGCCAAACCUUCCUUUUCACCCCUGUAUCUGUAACGCAAUGACAUUUGAUAUGCAAUGGCGUUAGGUAAUCGGUAUACCGCGUGACUUAUUUUUCAACAUCGCUGUUAAAGUAAAACCGUUCAGUUUUUUUCAUCUACUACGGUGAAAAUAAGAUGGUUAUUAAAGUCCGUUAGAGUUAGAGAGCAGAAAAAGUUGUGUGCUAUGUUAACUUCUAUUUUCUGACGGUCUACCAUCAUGCAGCACGGUCUACCAUUCUGCAACAGUAAGAAAUAGAAUAUAUUAUUAUAUUUAUCUCAUAUGAUGGUAGACCGUGUAGACCGUUGAAGCACGUAAAUUCCUGACAUUGCUGUGCUGGAAAAUUGCUUUUCUUGGGGAUAGUGUCUUCCUUUUUGCAAAGAAAUAAAUUUCCUUACCAAGUACAGAACUACAAAGCCACGUUAUAUGCGAGCUCUCGCGACUAUGUUACUGAAAUACGCACGUGAAUUUUCAUUAUCUGAUGCCUAUAGCCACACUCGGGCUUCAAAAUCGAAACAAAGUUGUAAGACGACCAAAGAGUAAACACAAAUCCAAACUUGUGUUAAGUAAAGUAAAGUCGCCAACAGCUGCUUUUUAGCGUAACUUUUCUUUCCUGUAAAUGGCAGGCGAUAAAAGAGGAACCACGUCCACGUACUUAUCGGAAACAACACCAAAAAGCUAUCUCCUUGAUCUAGCGGGGCAUCUUACGUCACUUUGCUUCCAUAAAUAAACAUCUUUUAACCGAGUUCGAAGAAAAUAUAUUAUUUUUCGCAUCUCUGUAGCGUUUUAGGACCAAAAACCCCUUUCGUUGCAGCUUACUUAAGAUGGUGUGGCAUCUUUUGGCACGUGCUUCCUUUAAAAGCCCAAGUUCUUGCAUAUUACCACAUAAACAAAAGGGCCAACAACUGCCGUUUUUGUGUCGCCAUUUUUCAACAGGCAAACCGACAAAAAUGAAAUACUGUUUUUUAUGACCACCUCCUUAGGUGCUAAGAGUGCACCACGUUUUACCCCGUUUAAUAAUCAUGCACCGCGGCUAUAGGGGUAUGAAGGACUCAGACAACCAGUUGCAAAAAUGAUGAGACACUCCCACGGAAAAACGACCUUUCUUGCUUCAAAUCGCUCCUGGUCACAGGUCUGUAAAAUAUAAUACUGACCUCCCUCCUCCCUCCCAUUCAAAGUUGUUCCUCCAAGUUUUGAGUAUGGUCUUGUAUUGCUAGCAACUUUGAUAAGGGGUGGAGGGGGGAUCACAAGCACAAGAUCAUGGACAGGCCAUUUAUGCCAAAAUACGGUACAGUGUCUCAAGUACUUUUGCAACUGGUUGUAGCAUGUUAUGUAAGUUAAGUGAUAAAAGUAGUAUGCACCAGUAUUCUCUAUGUACAUGUAUAUCAUACAAAAAUCAGACCUUGUACAAAUAUGUUCCGCACUAGUGGAGGUUAGAUCAUAAUUUAACUCUUUUUAAAACAAGUUUUUACCCAGUAAAUAUUUUCUUAUAUAUUUAUUAUACUUGUAUUACUUUGAUGGAUACUUUCUAGUAUGACAUGCCAACUGGGCUUAAUAACCUGGGAAACACCUGUUACAUGAAUGCCACAGUGCAGUGUCUGCGGAAUGUACCAGAACUAAAGGAUGCACUCACAAAGUAAGAAGUUUUACCAUAACAUUGCUAGACUGGUCUUUUUGAUGAAGGUAGUGAUUAAGAUGAUACAGUGUUUAAUUAUCAGACUUAUGAUGUGGGGGCCCAAACACCUGUGACAUUAUCUUUGGUUUCAGUUUGUCUUCCUUUUUUACCUCUUUAUUUCUCCUGUUUUAUAUUUGCAUGUUUUUUGUACCUGUAAUUAUUUUUUAAACAAUUAUUUUUUAAACUCACUUGGAGUCACUUUGGGGGAUACUGAAAUAAAAACCAUCACCAUCAUCGUCAUUGUUGUCAACAUCACCAUCAUUAAAUUUUUAUCAUUAUUAUUAGUGUAUUUACAAAGGGUGAGACAAGAACAUGUCUUUUUUGUGUUGCUAUUUUUGCUGUGGCUUUUUAAUUCUAAUAUUAUUAUUAGUUUUCUUUGUGAUCACCUCAGAGUUGAGGAUUACAAAUAUUUAUUAUUAAACUAUUUUAGAUCAAUUGCCCUACCCGUACCCAACACAAAUUAUGUAAUGUGAUGCAUAAACCUUGUACAUGUCAACCUUUUGUUUAACUUUUAUUUAAUAGAUACAAGGCCGUUGGAAUGUCAGCAGAUUCAGCACACUUAAUAACAACAGCACUGAGAGAUCUUUACAAAAUCAUGGAUAAAGCUCCAGAGACUUUACCUCCUAUUGUUUUUUUACAGGUUUGACAGAUACAAAUUCUUUGGUGGUACACAGAAUAACAAUGUUAAGCUAAAACAUGCACAAAAUUCAUUUCAAUUUCGUUUGGUGUAUUGUCCCUUAACAUUUUUCUAGGUUUGUUUAUCUCUUAUGGUAUUAAAAGGCGAUUCAAUUCCAAUAUUUCAUUUUGUUUGUUAUGAAGAGAUUAAGAGUCAGGUUUACGGCAGAUGUCAGAUUCAAGUUGAGAAUUUCUCAGAAUGGAAAAUAAUCAGCUGUCCAGAAUAAUAAUUCUUAUGGAUAAAAUGGUCGUGAAAAGUCUACUUGUUUUUUAGUGGAAGUGAUAAAUAGUAAACAGAAAACUUGUUCACAUGGUACAAAUUCACAUUUUGCAAUUUGGUGUAAAUGUUGUACAGUUAAUUUUUUAUCUCAGGUAAUUUUUAUUUUUCCUUUGUUUUAAUUUCAUUAGCAUACAUUACCAUACCCAAAAACAUAAAUAAAAACAAAAAUUAACUGAGAUGAAAAAUUAAUUACAAGUUACUUUAACACUACUCUUAAUAUCUCUAAUAAUAAAAUGAACACACCACUGUAGUGGGGAAAUUAGGAAAUUGUGAGUCAAACUAGGCUGACUUUUAGUUAAACCUGAAAAAGGAUUUUACCUACAUCAUGUACACCAUACAUGUAUAAGGACCUUUCAAUGGUGGAGCUGGUUAUUUUUUAUAUGAAAAGGUCCUCUGAUCCUAGUUGUAAUAAAUUCUUCCAAUUACCUUGAACUUGGUUACCUUGACAAUGCCAUCACAAUGACACUAAAACAUUGUCUUUUUUAACUAGUUUUUUUUUAACUUAUCUGUAAAAAUGCUAAAAUGAAGUCUUAAACCCAACAAAAUACAAUCUCUUUCUAGAUUCUGCACAAUGUUUUCCCACACUUUGCAGAGAAAACAGAACAAGGAAUAUAUGCACAACAGGUAAACAACAACAAUGACCCACCUUGGUGCGCAGUACACAACUUGCUUUAUAAAGAUUCAUCUCGUACCUCAGUGCUAAAUCCUUGUGAAUGGUCCCUGAGAGGUGAAAAAACUCGUGAUCUGUUUUUGGAACUUUCUGUAAGACCUGUAGAUUCUGUUUCUAUGUUUGGUAUCUGCUAGUCAUCUUCUUCGAUGGAUAUUUGCAAAAACUUGACAAGUAAAUGAAGAAAAGGGACUGACAGUUGCCAAUAACCAUAUUUUCUCACAAUAAUGAACAACAGCAUGUAAUAUAUUUCACAUAUGACAUCAACAUAUUUUUCUGGCAAUAGUUUUCAGCAACAAUAAUGCACUUAUCAGCAGUCAUCCCAGAGCUUGGAAGCAAAUGUUCCUCCAUAAUUUUCCUUUAUACCAGUAAAUCUCACUUCAUUUCACAGUACAUGGAUAACCCCACUCCCCUCAGAUUAAAAAAAUCAUCAUCAUCAUUGUCAUCAUCAUCAUUAUCACUACCUUAACAUGUUAAUAAUUUUUGUUGAUAUCACACCUCUCCCCAACUCUUUCUGUCACCCCAUUAAACAACUUGUUGACCUUCUCUCAUUUUUUAACUUGUUAUUUAAAGAAGUAAAUGCACAGAAUUGUGCUACUGAUUUUUGUUUCUGUCAUGUAGGAUGCCAAUGAAUGUUGGACACAGGUUGUUCGAAUGCUGCAGCAAAGGUUACCUGGCAUAAAAUCCACAGAAAGUGGUGAACAAGCUGAGGCUGCCGCUGCUACUGCUGCAAAAGGAUUCAUUGAUCAGUAUUUUGGUAGGUGGCAUGUUUGAUCCUUUCAUGCCUUUAACAAAGAAGCUACCUUUAAGUUUGGGAGAAUUAUUAUUUUCUUUUUAUAACAGGGGUACGUUAUAUCAUUCUGUUAUCCCAUGUUAAUUCAAUUGGGAUAAAGAAAAUUGUUCUUAUACCAAGGUUUUUAUUAUGUAGGGGGUUAAUUUAGAGGGGUGGGGGACUUGUGGGGAUGCUUUGCCUUAAGGUCCAAUCUCUUAAUUGCCCUUUUAUAUACCUUCCAUUGAGAAAUGCACUGGUACCCCUUUAACAAACCUACUUGAUAAGAACAGAUAAUGGCUAAAACAGAAAGGUUUCUUAACAUUUUCUUGUAAGUUGAAAUGACAUAGCCAUAAGACACGUCUGAUGAUAGAUUUUCCUACCAUUUUAUAUACUUCAGAUCAUGAACUCUCUACCCUUUGAUUUAACUGGUGCCUGAAAGGGGGCGCUUUUUGGGUAGAUCCUCCCUGCAUUAGCCAUUAUAGGGAGUAUCCCCUGGGGUCAUACAAGGCACUGUAUUUUGUCAUCCUAAGCCUCGUAGAAUGUGGGAAUCGUCUUACUUACCAAAAUAGUACUAAUCAUAUCAACACAUCCACAUGGUGCUCAUACAUUAUGAUUGCAAUCUUUUCUUGUUUUUCUUUGCUUACAGGAAUUGAAUCAGAGUCUGUGUAUCCUUUGUCGUUCACAUAAUUUUUAUACAGCUAUUUCGAGAAAGGUUGUCGGAAAAAAAUGUGCACGUGACAAUCCCGAAUGCAAUAUGGGAUAUGACCAAUACACUGUUCCUGGCGACUGUAGCUGUCAAGCCUACUUUUGUUGCUUUCCUUUAGCACUCGCAAACAUGUCCAUGGCAUCUCGUGCUAUUCUUUCAAAUUUCUUUGAAGAACAGUUAACUCAAAACCACCCACAAUACGGAAUCGUCACGUGCACUUUUUCCAACAACCUUUCUCAAAAUAUCUGUAUUCAAAACUUAUUGCAACAAGAGUUUGACAGAUGACUACCUGAAAUAACAAUCAUCAUCUUGAUAGACUCAGAGGUGAAAAUUGUUGUUGAAGGCACCUUCAGUUCGUGAACUGAACAUCAAGCUACCAGCAGCUCAAAUUUUCACUAAAUUAUGUUUUGAAAUAGCUUUGCAUAAAUGGAUUUUGGCACUGUUUGGACUUCACCAGAAAUAAAGUCGGUAUAACAAUAACAUAGGUUAGCAACCACUGUGAAGAUGUUCUACCUCUGAACUAAAUCAUUAUUUUUAUAUUACAGGGGUAUUAUUUAGUUAUUUAGUUAUUUAACUUUAACAUAGUUUCAGUAUGAAGUGUGCUGAAGCACCUGAUGAACCAGAAACGAAGUCCAAGGAAACUCUCUUCCAACUAAGUUGUUUCAUUUCACAAGGUAUGUUGUGGAAUCAGCAAGCACUGUGUUUUAGAUCAGUAUCUAUCAUUAUUAUUGUAAGUUAUGAGUAAAAGUUUAAGUGACAAAAUUUGUUUUUUGUUUAUCUUUUUCAUCUUUUCAGAUGUGAAAUACAUGCACACUGGUUUAGUUAGUGUAAGUAUACCCUUAUCACUAAUCUUUAUUCCAGCGGUCAAAUCAUCCAGAAUUUAUGAACUUUUCUUGGACUUGUGCUUUGUUUUAAUGACUACAAGAUGCAUUCAUAAAAGUUGUUUCUGUUCUUCUUUUUUAGCGCCUUGAAGAAAACAUUGAAAAACACUCAUCAACACUUGGACGAGAUGCAGUGUACACAAAGAAGGUAAGUUUUUUUCUUUUUUUGUGAGUGUAAAUCUGCAAACAAAGUAGAAGGGCAGUUCAAAUGCAGAUUCCAAGGCAUUGUCAAUAAAGAGUGUUGUUCAUAAAAUCAAGCAUUGUUGGUAACAGUUCUAAAACAUUAAACAAAAUAGAUUGGAUUUAUGCACUUGCCAUAUUUUCUGAAUUAAAUAAGGCGAGAUAAACAGCUCAACUACAUCAAGUAGUAAAUCUUUCUUUAAAAAAUGUUAGGCUAGAAUAGAUUGGAGCUUCAAACGGAUGAUGGGUCCCCAGUUCAGCUUUGAAAUAGAUACAAGGGAGAAUUUAAUAUAUUGACAAAAUAGGGUAGAUACUGUUGGCAAAUUUAUGUCGUUUGAUGGUGGGGUAAGCUGGUCUUAAUUUCAGAGUGUAAUGUAACCUUAUCCACCAAAAAUAACACAUGAACCUUUAGAGCAUCUGAAAUGGGGGAUAUAUCUGCAUACCUGAAAUUUCCAAAGGUGCAAUUGAAACAUCUGUUCUCUCUCCUGCAUGUGCUCACUAAGAGAGUUGCGUUAAGGACAUCUGAAUAAAAUCAUUAUUGCUUGUAAAAACAGUUAAUUGUAACAGUUAGUUAACAUAACAACUUACUAAACUUUCAUUGAACUACAAUGUCUUUUUUCUAGUCAAAGUUGAGCCGCCUACCCGCUUACCUGACAGUCCAGUUUGUCAGGUUUUAUUUUAAGGAGAAAGAUGCAAUAAAUGCCAAAAUACUUAAGGUAACUUGAGUUUUCAUAUAUAUGUUGUAGUUCAAAUUUUAACUUUGGUUUGAAUUUUUGUAAACUGGUUUAAAUUUUUCAAUUCAAACUGGUUUAAAAUUUUUAAACAUGCCACUCAUUCUCAUAUAUUUGUAUCUCUACAUGUAAAAUACUCUGUGUAAAAGAAACUUGUGAUAUUAACGUGUCACACAUUUUAGCAAGUCAGCUCACCAUUCAUGGUUUAGUCACCUUAUAUGGUUGCCACCAAAAAUACAUCAACUGUCUAGAAGUGCUAAGUUCAGAUGUACUGUGUUUAUGCCAUUAGGAUGUGAAGUUUCCAUUGAACCUGGAUGUAUUUGACCUGUGCUCUGAAGAGCUACAACAGAAACUCAUGCCAGUUAGAGCAAAGUUUAAAGAAAUUGAGGACAAGAAAGUGGAAGAAGCAGCGGUAAGAAAAGAGAACAGGGAGAAAUUUUGAUACUUAGAAGGGAUUCAUUAGCAGCAUAUCGCAAACUGCUGCUUGUAAGCCCCCCCCCCCCCUCCCUCCCUCCUUCUCAGUUAUAGGCUCAUGGCAUUAAUUUAGGUUUCUGAGAAACUGCCCACCUACCCCUCCCCUAAGCCAGCAUUUUGCCCAAAGUGAGAAUUUAGUGUUAAUGUUACUUAGGGUAGGGGGAGGUGGGCAGUUUCCCAGAAACCUAAAUUGAUCCGGCAAAAAACAAAAAAAAACAUCCGUUUAUAAGCCCACGUAAAACCCCUCACUAUGUAUAAACUCAGGGCAUAUAGCGGCAGUUUACGAUAUUUUUAUAGCCAUCGUAUUUGGCCUCUGAAAUGUUUUGGUUUUUUGUUUGUUUUUUGAACUAAAAACCUUUAAAAAAUUCCAACAGACAAAUCCAACGGUUUACUGUGUAUGCUCCAAAGUCAUUCAAUUAGUCAAACCAUUGUGCAACGUAUUGAUCAAUUAUUGCUAGUUUUAUUUCUCUAUCAUUAUAAUCUUUAACCUGUUUUAAUUAUUUUCUUUGUCUCAGAAUCGUAAAAAAGAGGGAGGUAAAGAACCGAUGGAUGUUGACAAGAAGACAAGGCUGGAACCAUUUUCUUUUCCAGAUGGUAAUGUGUUGUUUUUGUUAAUAAGUUAUAUCAUCAGAUACUCAUCAUACUUACCAUCAUCACUGUCAUCAUUAUCUCUGUCAUCGUCAUCGCCAUCAACAUUGUUACCAUCAUUUUUACAGCAUCGUCAUCAUCAUCAGCAGCAAUAUUAUCAUUGUCAUCAUCAUCAUCAUCAUCAUCAUCAUCAAAGAUCUUCAAGGCAAACUUUGGUUCUAAAGUUUUAUCAAUGUGGAUCGUCAUUAAUUAUAACUGAGUGUAUCUUGACCAAUCAUAACCUUGAGAAGAAGGGUGAUUUUAAAACACUUUAUGCUAAAAUGAUGCAGAAUCCAUUGGUUUAUGUAAAGAAACACUACUAAAGCACUGCUUGAUGGAAGAGCACUCUUGUUAAUUGUUACUGUGGAUAAAUAAAGUUUUACUACUACUACCACCAGAACUAUGUUAAGAUGAAACAGAAAUGGAUUUAACUGACCAUUCAAACAAGUAAAAUCCAGUCAAAGGCAUGAUCAAAUUUCUUUAUCGGCUUGCUUGAUGUAAAACAUAAGAGAAGUACCUUAAGCCCAGUUCAAACGUUGUAUUUUACAUGUGCUGAAUUUGAUGCUAGUAAGGAAAAUCUAUUGUUCUGGCUCAUUUACCUUAAAUUGGCACUUGCAAAAUACAACAUUUAAACCAGGCCUAAUUCGCAUUUACCACGAAGUUCCUCAGUGUAUUAACUCUCAUAUAUACCUAAGCUUUAGAGACCAUCAGACCGCUCUCAUCUGGUUUUGUUAUGAUUGAUUAAGUGUUCUCUCUGUAGAUGUUGGCUCAAACAAUAGUGGAUACUAUGAACUCACAGCAGUGCUUACUCAUCAGGGAAGAUCCUCUUCUUCUGGGCAUUACUUAGCUUGGAUACGAAGGAAAGGAGGUAAUAAUGAACUGUGGAACCCUGGGCAAUUUUAAUUUUCCUCAGGGUUCCCAAGCGUCUUGAAAACCCUUGAAUUAAUAGAGUCCUUUUUCAAGGCCUUGGAAAUCCUUUAAGUUUUCUUUCAUUGAUUUAAUCCUUGAAAGUCCUCGAAUUUUAAUUGUGGAACAUUUCAAACGUCCAAAAAUUUUAGCAAAUACCAGUUUGAAGCCAUCAGAAUAGGAAAAGCUUGAUCAUUGGCUACGAUGAAAUGCCAGAACUAGCCCUCGUAGUUUUGCAACAUUUAUAAAAUAUAACUGUUGUAGAGCAUCAUCACUAUCAUUCUCUUGUUUAUUAGGUUAUUUCUUCCCAACUAGUCACAAAAAAAUUUUCAUAAAAGUGGUGAGAACAAAGGCCCAUUAUUAUCGGAAUAUUUUUAUAGUUUAGUUGGAACGUGUGUAAUAAAUUAGUCCUUGAAAAACCGUUUUGUUUGAAAACGUGUACGAACCCUGUUUCCUGCCUCACAGAGGUGUAGUUGAGCUAUAAAUACACAGCUGCUCUCCUCCUAAUAGGAAUUCACUACUUGAUAAGUUACCAAAAACGCAAUAUUAUGACGCCUUCUACAUCGCUAUGGUGCCAGGCUGUUUUUUCCUUACUAACUCAAACUUAGAAAUUGCUUUAGACACUUUAUACCGAACAUUUUCUCUCGAAGUCAACCUUCAACACUUGAAAUAUUUCAGAAAAGUGUUUUUGUUUCAAUGUGUUAUAACCCAUCACAGCGAAGAUUGGGAUUUGCAAGCAAGCCACAAAACAAUGAACCAAUUACUGUUGUCCCUAACUGAAAAUCUUACUAAGAUCUUACCAAGGUUCUUGCCAAGAUCUUGUAAAGACUCCUGACCAACAGCUUACAAAUUCUUGUACUGAGAAUCUUCACCAACAUCCUUCAAGAUCUUGUAAGAAUCUUGACCAACAUCCUACAAGAUCUUGUAAGAACCUUGACCAAAAUCCUACAAGAUCUUGUAGGAUUUUGGUCAAGAUUCUACAAGAUCUUACAUGAAUCGUGACCAACAUCCUACAAGAUUUUUUAAGGUAGGUUCCCACAAGAUAUUUUCGAAGAUCUUGCAGGAAUCUUGAUCAAAAAUUUUGUAUGAUUUUCGUAUUAAGAUGGGAUAAUAUCGUGGAUAAUUUCCAACUGGGUUGCUUGCAGUUCGGAGUUUCACGUUGAAACACAAUAACAUUCCAGUAAUAUAUAGUAUGUCUAGUGUUCACGGUUUUCCUAGUUCUACAGUAAAAGGAUCUGCCUGAUUAUGCUUGUUUAUGUUUUACAGAUAAUUGGGUAAAAUGUGAUGAUGAUAAAAUGUCAAACGUCACGUCGGAAGAUAUCCUUAAGCUCUCUGGCGGUGGU